Molecule: messenger RNA, 681 nt
Organism: Acanthosepion pharaonis
Lineage: Eukaryota; Metazoa; Mollusca; Cephalopoda; Sepiida; Sepiidae
Source: the annotation of a GenBank genome assembly
AUGCUCCUUCCCAGGGUUGCUAUUGGCAAUGCUUCCCUAUUUUCCUCUCUCUUCAUAUACCUGUAUCUGAGUUCUUUGUGGCCUCAACUCAUGACUGCUCCUGAUGCUAAUGUUAUCGUAACCAUGAUACAGUGGCUACUGUACAAUCUGGGUGCCAAUACUGCCAUUGUCAUCACUAUUUCAUAUUGGUCAUUUAUUUUCUUUAUGGAACAUUCCAAAUUUCUUAUGACAAACAUGAGCAAGAUGAAGCACAUGCUGAAUACUGUGUAUGUUGUUCUGGACAUCUUCAUCUCGGCAACACCAAUACGUAUCUUCCACAUGCUUUUCCCCAUCAUGUUGGGGUCAAUCUACGCAAUAUUCAAUGCCACUUACUUUUUAAAUGAUGGUACUAUCCUUGAUGGCCGCCAUUAUGCCUACAAUGUGCUCAACUGGAAUGUGCCGGCUGAGGCUAUUAAAUCAAUUCUUUUUCUUUUUGGCAGCUUUUUUUUUUUUUUUUCUUUCUUCUUUUUUCUCUUUUUCUUUAUUACUAUUUUUCACAUCUGUAAAUCUCUUCUUUUCCUUUUUGACUUUUUCUUUUGUAUUCUAUUAUUUUUGUUUUUCUUUUCUUCUUUUCUCUUUUAUUUUCUCCUUUUUUUUUUCUCUUUUUCCUUUUCUCUUUAUCACCAUUUUUCAAUUCUCUAA